AUGAAGUGGGUGACUGCGAUAAUAGCGCUUUCACUCUUAUCGUUGUUUUCUAACGCUACAAACAGUGCUAAUCUGGACGGUAAGGUUUUUUUCUCCCUUUGACAAACAUUUUUCUCUUUCUUACAGCCUUGAAGGUUAUGACUUUGGACUUAGUAAUAGGAACAACGGCUUAACUUGCUGCUCAACCGGUUUACAAUGUUUCGAAGGGAUUCGCUUAGUUUUCGUUGCUGUCGGGUAAAGAGGUUGGAAAUUUUUGCAAAACACAUUCUUAUGAAAAAUACUUCAAAUCAACUUCCGCAGAUCAAAUGUUUCUAGGUCCUAUGGUUACUGCGCGCGUGGUUUUAAGUUCAUUUCUAAGUUUUGCGCGCUUUACAAAAGGUUUUAAACUGAAAAGUUGCGAUAAUUCCUUUUAAGUUUCUUUCAAAAUAAACGCACCUUCAUCAUUUUAAAGAAUCGACAAGUACACGAGAAUGAAAGAAAUUCAACAUGAUUUAACAAUGCAUGGAAAUUUAUAAAACAUAUUUAUUUUUGGCAGAGAUCUAUUCAUUUUUUUUUUUUUCAAUCUGCUUUUUUUUCAAUGUUACCGUACAAGUCAUUACAUGGACAUACGCUACGUCACUUUACGCUACACUGCUACAAUUCACUAUUGUACCAAAUUACUUAUUUUUUUCAUGCGUAGGAACGUUUACUCGAGUCAGUGAGAGGCAAGAGCCGAAUGAUUUCAACAAACACAAGAUGAUGAUGAUGACUGGAAAAUGGGACAACAAGGUUUGCCGAAAUUUAGAUUUUUAAGGCAUACUUAUUGUUGGCUUCUCAGAAAUGCAGUUCCAAAAAAUAUCCCAUUUGUAAUUUGAAACCUUGUCUCGCGGAAAAGACGCACAACUCUUGCAGCGUCUUUCACCAACCAGGAAGUAUAAAUAGGUACCAGCGAUUCAUGCGUCGUUAGUGAAACCUGGAAAAUCCAGCUGCGUGGACCAAUAUAUUAGUCCUUGCAGCAUUAUAAUAAAAUUUUAAAAAAAUCUUCAGAGUUAAACAUUUUCAGCCAUUUCGAUAUGAAGGUUUUUUUGUCUUGAACAACAGAUUGCGGUUAAGAUACAAAUUCCCUCCAUGGAUGUUGAACUGAAGUUGAUUUACGAAAAGAAUUCCAUUGAAGUUAACAGCAAAGCGUAUGGCUACACCAGACCUAAACAUUCAAAGGUAUUAGAUUUGAUGGUUCGUUUUAUCUUCCGUUUACCGUUCAUGCUUUUAUGUUUUAAAGUACUAAGCUAACCGGACUACUUUCCCGUAUUUCACAUGGCCAAUAACUUCUCUAAAUCAUCAUUGUCAGAUCUUCAAGUGCAAGGAAAUCCCUGAGUAUCUCAGAAACACCACGUGCUCUGACUAUGAUGUUUUCGAGAUUACAAAUCCUGGAUUGAUAUCUCGGAUGUGGAACUUUACAGUGUCGGCAAUGACCCAGGUGCAUGACGGUACGUUGGAAAUGACCUCAGGGAUUUGGAAGAAAUGCAUUAUGGUCUCAAGGGUAGUGAUUGGAAAAGUAUGGUAUGGACUUCAGUACACCUGGAUUGGAACGGUUAAUUGGACUCGGGAGAAAUUUGAAUGGUUCUCAGACUUGACGUGGAAUGGAGCAAAGCGCUGGGUUGGAAAAUUGUUAUGGAACUGUACGGAAUGGUUGGCUUGGGUUUUAUGGAAUGGACUUGGAGGGUUGGCUGAGAAGAUUUGGAAUGGACUUCAGUGCUUAGCGGAUUUUACAAUGACUGCGACAUAUUUAUUUGCCGAGAUGGUCCAAAAUAAGUCAGCUGAGCUGAUCCAGAUGGUGAUUUACGGAGUGACGUGGAUUGUUGAACCAUUUGUGCCUGUCUUCUGUUAUAUCGCUGAUGUUGCGGUUGAUUUAUACUUUGAUUUCCUACACGGUAAGUUAACUCUGCUCAGAAUCGAAUUUUCACUUCACAAGUUGGCCUGGCAGCAGAGAGAGAGAGAGAGAGAUCAUUUCACUUCUCACUUUCGGCUGAGCUGGAUUUAUCAUUAUUAUCUAUAAUCAGCUAUUUCCUUUUACACGGGCCAUACGAUACAAUUUAUAAAGGAUGACUCAAUUUCUUUUUAUUUCUGCAGCUGCACAAUUUCAUACCACAAUUAUUACAUUCGAUUUAAAGAAAAAGAGCGGUUACUAGUUUCUGGACACUUUUUUUUGUUCACUAUCCAUGACAUUAGUUUUUUUUUUCCAACAGAUCAUGUGAAACAAAUUCAAACUCGGUUUGAUUUCGUUUACUGGCAAGAUGGCGUCUACGCUUUCUCCGCUGGUUUAGUCGUCAAUGUUUCUCUUUUGGCUGCUGCUUUUCUCGUUUACCGGUUAUGUGUGCGAACUGUGAAAUUCAUCGGACGGAAAUGGUAAGUUAUAUCCUGCGAAAUAACUGUUUUUAAAAAAUUAAUAACUCUUUAACCCCUGAGAGUGGCUGGCGUCUAAUUUCUCCUCACAAUAUCAGCCUUAAAUCAAACAGAAAGGUUAUGAGAAUAAAGGAAAUGAUCACUCAUUUCAGAAACCCCUUGUUGUCAAUCAAAAAUACUCCUUGUCAGUACCAUAGCAAAUUUAAAGAGAACCGUGCGGAAAUAUGAAUACUAAUGUUAUGGUGUAAAGGGUUAAGAUUAUUUUGUUUGAAAUCAGUAGCCAAACGAGCGAGGUCUCUCUAAUAGAUAAUAAGUUCCCAUGAGUCAGCUGCCAUCCCGUGAUAUUUGGAGUAAAUUUUCUGGCGCGAAAAUUGCCUUCAAUCUAAUGCCGUCUGCAAGAGAGUAGAAAGCACAAAAAAUGAUACAAAAAGUACUGGAAUGUAUAAGAUAAAAACGAAUUGAAAAUUACGACUUAGAAAUAUAGCGGAAGAUUUUUUAAGAUGUGUAUUACACUGAGUAGCUCCUACAACUGUGUCAAAUAUCAUGAUUUGCAAGGGAUUCGACCCCAAUUAAAUGUAGCUCAAAUUUGUUAGCAAUGAGUAGAAAUUCUGCUGUUAUCGCGAAGCUACACAGAGGUAAAAACAGAGCCUUUGAAUUGUUGUCACCUGUUCCCUUUUGGAUCAAAAGUCCAUCCAUUGCGCGCAUGCGUCAGAUUUACGGUUGAUAGACACUGGUUCAAUAUUGAACUGAAUUAAUGAGGAAAUCUGACUUCAAUAAGCAUUCCUUAUUCUAUGCUUGUCAUUUCUUGCAGGAAAGAGUACAAAGACAGAAAGGCUGCUGCUAAUAUGCCACCCAAACCACAGAAACCAAUUUGGCAGCCGAAACGAAAGCACAAGAAAAAGAAGAGAAUUGACGACUGGUAG
Messenger RNA from Pocillopora meandrina, 3305 nucleotides. NCBI's taxonomy places the organism in Eukaryota, Metazoa, Cnidaria, Anthozoa, Scleractinia, Pocilloporidae. The record is from the annotation of a GenBank genome assembly.